Molecule: messenger RNA, 1681 nt
Organism: Periophthalmus magnuspinnatus
Lineage: Eukaryota; Metazoa; Chordata; Actinopteri; Gobiiformes; Gobiidae
Exons: 5
Coding region: 86-631 (181 amino acids)
Cellular component (GO): membrane
Source: RefSeq, a predicted model, not a curated record
AUGUUCAACACUACCAAGCAAGAGCUGCAUUUUCUAAAGACUGAGGCUGACGAAAUUACACAGAAAUACAGCUCAGACCUUCACCAUGGCCCAUGCUGAUGUGGACCUGAGCAUUGAUACGAUGGAGGAGCUGCCGCUGAGGAGCGGGGUGAGGAAGAGAGAGACGGAGAUCACCAAACAGUAUCAGGCCACCGACCUCCUCCCAAACACCAAGCCUCCGCUCCACGACCUGCUUCAAAAACAACCAGCCGUCUUUGGAUCUCUGCAGGUGGUGAGUGGUAUUCUGAGUGUUGGAGUAGGAAUCCUCUUUGCUGUGACACAGCACAUCGGCAGUUCAUUCUGCUCUUUGUUCAGAGUUUCUCAACUGACUGGAACUCUUUUCAUAAUUGCUGGCCUUGUUUCAAAUAUGUUGUUCAAAUACCCUGAGUUACUUCUGAUUUCCCUUAUGGUCAACUGUGGCUGCCUGUUAGUUGCUGUUGUUGCAGCAUCUUUGAUUAUUGUAGAUUUAAGCUUCUCUAAGUUGGCAGAUGAAGAAUAUUUCAAGGCACAAGAUUAUAACAAUUAUACUCAAAAUCAACUAAAAGAUUUGUCAUUAAAAUAUAUUUGUAUUUUUCCAGAUGGAGGUAUUUGAGCUGUGCAUUGUGGGGCUCGGGUCUUGCCUCUCAGUCAUCCUGUGCAUCUUGUUUGUCAAAGAAAAGCGAAGAGUUACACCAUGAAUUUGUUCAUUUGUUUAUCUUAUCUAUAAUAUUUUUUGCAUAAGGUGUUUUUGUUCUUUUGCCUACAUUACAUGACUACACAGCCACUGUCAGCAUAACAACUGAACUACUAUACAUACAUAUUAGAACCAGAUAUACCUGCAUUUGUAACCCCACAAUUAUAAAAUAAAGAUACUAGUAGCUGUAAUACCACAAAGUAGUGUUAGUAGUGCCGUGCAAUAUAUACUGGGUACAUGUACAUCAUGAACAGUAAAAAUUCCUUUUAAUCCUCUUUCCAUCUUUGACAUUUUCUUUCAUUUUUGUCCUUGCUGCAUUGGUUUGCAUUUUCUUUGGCACAAUUUUAACUGUCAACAUCUACAAGGUGUGAACGAUGAGAAAGAACUUGGAUUACUCUGAUCAGAUUAACCUGUACUUUCCAGAAAUCAGAUUUUUGGUGUGCAUAUAAACAUAACCAGUCUCAUAUCUUAAAUAUAUGAAAACAGUUUGAAUAUGUUAUUGGUCAUAUGUCUUUUAUUUAAUAUAUUGUUGUGCAGUUUCAGUUCUGUUUCCUCAGCUCUGUUGCCUGCAUUAAUAGUUAGCCUAUGUGGCUUUUUGUCUGAGAGCAUAAAGCAUGUGGUGAGAAAUGUCAAUUCCUACAAUGUGAAGGUAAAAACCACAGGGCCCCUGUGCUCAUCUCACAGAGCGUGGUGUGUUGCUUGGUGUGAGUUUGUGGUUUUAGACUUCUGCUUCUACCUGGCAGCAUUAUCAUGUCAAAAUAUCUGUCUAUCCUGCUAACACGCAUAAUGCUUUAUAUUCUUUUGAUGCAAUUGUUGUUCACUGAUAUAGUAAGUAUAUAGUAAGUGUACAUGAGCAAAGUAUGGAAAGCUCUACUUACAGAAGAAGUGAGAAAAAUGAAUUGAAACCAAUCACCAGUUCAACAAAUUAUACCUUAGCAAAAUCAACCUAAACCUGUCAAAACUAGACAA